AAUAAGGUGGGAAUGUGAAUCAAAUUUUUCCAAUUGGUGAGUCUUCUUAACUCUUUUAAGCCUUAAAUUUUCAACUUCAAGAUGGAUAAUUCUUUUUAUUAUUCAUCUUUCUCUUCACACCAAACUCAAAACAAUUACCACCACCACCCUCAAUCAACUCCAUCGGAGUCGGAAUCAUCCGGCUCCGUUGGAUCAUCAGAAUCGUUUCCUUGGGAUGAAUUUUGGUCUACUUACAAUUCUGUUACACUACCUCAACUCCCAUUUAAUAUAAACGACUCAGAUGAGAUCGUCUUAUUUAACAUGUUAUCAGAGCAGGGCCCGCAGCAGGGGAAUCGAGCUGAAACAAAUCCCGCUUCCCCUGCUUCAGCCAACUCCGCCACGUCAUCAUUCUCUCAAGGUGACGUGGGGCCCACGGAGGUGGAAAAGAAGUCCUAUAGAGGGGUGAGGAGGCGGCCGUGGGGGAAGUAUGCGGCGGAGAUUAGGGACUCGACACGAAACGGUGUUCGAGUUUGGCUAGGCACGUUUGACAAUGCGGAGGCGGCCGCCUUGGCUUAUGAUCAAGCGGCAUUCGCGAUGAGGGGGCCGAUGGCGGUGCUCAACUUUCCGGUAGAGAUAGUUAGGGAAUCAUUGAAGGAGAUGAAAAGAGAGAAUGGAGAAUUUGAUGAGGAUAACCAAGAUUGCUCUACUUCCCCUGUUAUUGCAUUGAAAAGAAAACACUUAAUGAACAGAAAAUCAAUGGGAAAUAAUAGUAGGAAAAGAGAAAGAAAAGUGAAGAAUCAAACUAAUACUAUUUCUUCUAAUCAUGGUUCUACAAAUAUGGUGGUUUUUGAAGAUUUAGGAGCUGAUUAUUUGGAACAAUUAUUAAGUUGUUCUUAAGUGAUAAAAGAACAAAAACAGUGAUACAAUUUUGGGUGCUCUGUUUCUUGUUCCCUAAAAACAGGGGAAAAAACAGGGGAGUUAUAAAAGUAUAAAUUAUUAUUAACUUAUGCCACUUAUUUCCUUAAUUAAUUAUGAGGUUUUUUGUGAAAAAAAAGGGUUUUUUUUUUUAUUAGUUUAUCCCCUUGGUUUCUUUUGUAAAUAUGGAGAAUGAAGGUUCAUGUUAUCAAUCUUAUCAUGUUGUAGUAGUUGUUUUACCCAUAGAACUAUUUGUAAUUGUUUUAAAGAAUCUAAAUUCUAUAUUACUCAUAGUUGGAAUUCUUCUUUU
Molecule: messenger RNA, 1204 nt
Organism: Chenopodium quinoa (quinoa)
Lineage: Eukaryota; Viridiplantae; Streptophyta; Magnoliopsida; Caryophyllales; Amaranthaceae
Product: ethylene-responsive transcription factor 1B-like
Exons: 1
Coding region: 82-876 (264 amino acids)
Biological process (GO): ethylene-activated signaling pathway; regulation of DNA-templated transcription
Molecular function (GO): DNA-binding transcription factor activity; DNA binding
Source: RefSeq, a predicted model, not a curated record